GUUGCGGGCUCUGCUUCCGGGAGCCGCCCGCKCUGUGUGAGGGGGCGUCGCGUCGCGCCGCGCAGCACGAUGUUGGUGUUAGUAUUAGGAGACCUUCACAUUCCACACCGAUGCAACAGCCUCCCAGCUAAAUUUAAAAAACUGCUGGUUCCAGGAAAGAUCCAACACAUCCUCUGCACUGGAAACCUCUGCACCAAGGACACCUAUGACUACCUCAAGACUCUGGCUGGGGAUGUUCAUGUUGUGCGAGGGGACUUUGAUGAGAACCUGAAUUACCCUGAACAGAAAGUUGUAACUGUUGGACAGUUCAAAAUUGGGCUGAUUCAUGGCCAUCAGGUUAUUCCCUGGGGUGAUAUGGCCAGCCUGGCAUUGCUACAAAGGCAGUUUGAUGUGGACAUCUUGAUUUCAGGACAUACACAUAAAUUUGAGGCAUUUGAACAUGAAAACAAAUUCUAUAUCAAUCCAGGAUCAGCUACAGGAGCUUACCAUGCCUUAGAGAACAACAUCAUUCCUUCAUUUGUGCUGAUGGAUAUCCAAGCUUCUACCGUAGUUACGUAUGUUUAUCAGCUAAUUGGAGAUGAUGUGAAAGUAGAAAGAAUUGAGUACAAGAAAUCUUGAGGUGUCUUUGCUUGUCUCGUGUUUUUACCAUCUCAUUCUGGAAGUCCAAGUUACUGCAAUACUUGAUUGCCAGUUUACAGUACCACAUUUAUUUGCUAACGGCUUAACACUGUAGCUCAUUGGUCUCAACUUCAAACCAACAAUGUGUUUGCUUAUUUUCUCUUUGUAUGAUUUGAUUUGUAAAAAGAUUCCAUUAACUGGGUUAAGUACUGUUCCUUAAUGUUGUAACAAACUCUUUUUGCUUCAUAGAAAAACUAAGCUUUAUGAACCAUCCUUGAAAAAUGUGACUUAUAACCUGCUUUAAAAGCAUCUAGCAGUACUUGAUGUUUAACACAUAGCCUGAUUUGGUGAUUUAUAUCUAGUGGACAAAUUUGGCAUAAGCCUAUUGUAACAGGUUUAAAUACAUUAAUGACAGAGGCUUUGGGAGGCAGGUUUCUUUCAGAAUCCAUUUGAUACUAAGCUUUCUCCUUCCAAGUUAAGUUGAAAGAAUAAAUGGAUUGGGUAGAUUCUGAAAAAAAUACAAAUCAACUCACAGCUGUAGUAAUUUACUGUAGAAAGUUUAACUUUAGUCUUUUUAUAUUCAAAGUGGUUUAAAACGACGUGUCGGCUUUACUGGAUGAUGGUCUAAUUAAAUCUGUAAUCAGUGUAGAGAGGCUUUUUCUUUACUUUGCUUAUCUAUGUAUCUGACACUGUAUAUAUACACAGCUUGCUCCAUGUACAAAAGUUUUAAAUAAUGUAAUUCUGUAUGGCACUGGUACUACUACUGAGGACUAAAAAUUGGUUGUUCAUGAGAAGUUUUUGCUCUCCUACGCUCAGCUGGCUCAAGGGAACUUGAGUGUACUUAACAGCUCCCCCUUUUCAUGGCUGCUAGUUUUACAAUAAAAAGUUUUAUCUUUUAUCUUCUACAGAAUACUUAGAA
Messenger RNA from Nothoprocta perdicaria, 1537 nucleotides. RefSeq names its product VPS29, retromer complex component (gene VPS29). Lineage: Eukaryota; Metazoa; Chordata; Aves; Tinamiformes; Tinamidae. Gene Ontology annotation, cellular component: endosome; retromer complex. The transcript is spliced from 4 exons. Gene Ontology annotation, biological process: intracellular protein transport; retrograde transport, endosome to Golgi. The coding region runs from base 70 to 618 and encodes 182 amino acids. The record is from RefSeq and is a predicted model, not a curated record.